Messenger RNA from Linum tenue, 2346 nucleotides. The record is from the annotation of a GenBank genome assembly. NCBI's taxonomy places the organism in Eukaryota, Viridiplantae, Streptophyta, Magnoliopsida, Malpighiales, Linaceae.
UAUAAACUGGUUUGACAAUGUUGCUCGAAAUAGAAAAGAAAGACCAAUAGAAAAGGGGUAAAAAGGGAAAUUGGAAAUGGAAUAUCCCGCUUGCUUUCCGAACGUUGCAAGGGAGCCCUUCUUACGUUUUAAAUUCCCGCACCCCGUCUUCUUCUUUUCCCCCUUCCUUCCACAGAGAAAUAGCCGUUGCUCUCAUCUUCAACUCCUCCAACGGCCGCCGGCUCUGACUACUUCCGUCCACUCUUCCCCGUCACCGGAUCCCAUGGCAGCUUCUUCCUCUUCUCCACUAUUCAGCCCAUCUUCCGACAAGCGCUUCUGGAACACUCUCAACGGCCAUGUCGAUUCCAUCCUUGAAGGCCGCCGUCGCCGAUCUGAAAACACUUCACAGGAUGAUGGCAGCGAAGUGGAAUCCAAGAAGACCGGCAGGUCGAAGCGGAUGAAGGAGGAUGCUCUGCUUCUGAUGAGAGGAUUUGAUUCCAUCUCUCACACCCUCUCCGCCCUCUCCAACAACAUCGACAACGCUCUUCAAGGAGCUAGAUCUCUGGCUGAGCCCCCGACAUUGACCGAACUACUCCAAGCAAAUAAUACCAAAAACUCCGAAACCCAACAGGACGACUCUCGCGAAUGCUCCAAAGGGAAAGAAGAAGAGAAAGAGGGAAUCACAGGUCUCAAGAGGAAGUUGGAAACAGAGGAUGAUCAUAUCUCGGUUGGGGAAGGAAUCAAUGAUGGCGGCCCAAAGGCAAAUACCAGUAAUAAGUUGCAGAAAGCCAAAAACCUAGCUGUUUCCAUGGCUAAGAAGGCAGGAGCAAUGGCCAGGGAGCUUAAAUCAAUAAAAUCCGACAUGUACUUUGUGCAAGAGAGGUGUGCUCUGCUGGAGGAGGAGAAUAGAAGGCUUCGAGAUGGCUUCCCUUCUGGGAUUCGGCCAGAGGAAGACGACCUUAUGAGGCUGCAAAUGGAGGCGCUGCUAGCUGAGAAGUCAAGGCUGGCGAACGAGAAUGCUAAUCUGACCAGGGAAAACCAGUGCCUCAACCAGCUUGUGGAGUACCACCAACUCACAAAUCAAGAUCUCUCUGCGUCAUACGAGCAACUCGUUCGAGGGAUGGGGCUCGAUUUCUCUUCUCCAGAUUGCUCACAAGAAGACGAUGACAACAGAAACAAUGUAGAUGAUGAAGCUGGAUGCCCGGCACCGCGAUCUAACAUCUUGGACGUGUCUACAUCCCUUGACAAGUACUUCGAAGAAGAACAGUAACAGUAUAAACAUUGAACCAUUAGUGCUCUAUCUAUCACAGAGCACUACACCUAUCCCGUCGAAUGCCAUUCCAUCAUUCUUAAGUUACUAGCACAAGAGCAACCAGUACAUUUAAAUCGUCCACCAUGUGUAAAUUUUGGAGUGGCUGUUAUGUUGUUCCAAGUGUAUUAUGCUAUUUAUGAGCUCAAAAGGAAAUGAAGGGAAUAACAGUGCAGAAUUGUCUUGUUUGUAAUUCUUCCUCACUACAAAAGGGCAAGUGAAUGGUUAAUCUUCAACAAAAACAGUUUUUUUAAGUGGUACACAGCAUAACCUACUAAUAUAGGCUCUGGCAUAACAAAAGAUCCUCCAAGCCCCUGUUAAUUUCCAAAGGCAGUCCUUUCACUAUGCUCUCUAGUAGCAAAAGCAUCUUCAGUGCAUAUCUGUAAACAGCCAUUACCUACUAAUAUAAACAGCCACUACUACUAAACUACUGAUUGGCUCUGGGAUUGAUUGUAACAUAGGGCAAUAAGAUAGCAAAAGAAUCCCCCCAAGCCCCCUGUUAACUUCAAAAGGCAGUCCUUUCACUGUGCUCUCGAGCAGCAGCAGCUCUUGCUAGUUAACUUCAGUGCAUCUGUUAACCCUGCGUCUCUGCCACGAGAAUAUUCCAACUCCUUGAUCAACCGACGGUUCUCCUCUUGUAAAACAACCACCUGAACAUUCAAACCAAGAACAUUGAUACAUCUAAAACAAUUUUUUAUAUGCAAGCACUUGUGACAGUUGAGGGUAACAUAAACCUCCUUAAUGGUAUCAAAGUACAAGCCUUUGUACGUCAAGUGCGCAGCAGAACUUCUCUUCUUCGCCCGCGAGGCUCUCGCAGCAUCCUGAUGUGCAAUCUUAACAACAAUCAUGACUGGUGAUAACCCAACUAAACUUGCAAAAAAGAAAAAUGGAUCCUUACUUGAGCCUGCAGUUCAGCCAUGGUCUUCUUUUGUCUCUUGCAAAUCUCCACAAGUCCUUCCCAACAAUCCCCAAUUCCAUUAGUCUCGAGCACAAGAUCUUCCUCCACCUCCUUGGCUCCUUCUUUCCCCACCACUGGGUGUUGAUCUUCUUCCGGCACU